AUGGCUGCGCUCUGCGGGCUGGCGGCUCUCCGUACUGGGCGCUGUCUGUGGAGGCUUCCUGCGCGCCUGUCUGCGGGGCUCCCGGGCUGCUGGCUCCGGAGGGGCUACGUCGUGGGCCGCGCUGAGGGUCCUCCCACCUUUGGCUUACUAUUUGACAUUGAUGGAGUGCUGGUUCGAGGCCACAGAGUGAUCCCAGCUGCUCUGGAAGCAUUCAGCAAGCUGUUAAACUCCAAGGGACAGCUGAGGGUACCUGUGGUUUUUGUCACAAAUGCUGGGAACAUCUUACAACAUAGCAAAGCCCAGGAGUUGUCAGGCCUGCUGGGAUGCAAGGUGGAUCCAGACCAAGUCAUUCUCUCUCACAGCCCCAUGAAACUCUUCUUACAGUACCACAACAAGCGGAUGCUAGUGUCUGGGCAGGGACCGCUGGUGGAAAACGCCAGAGCACUAGGCUUCCAGAAUGUGGUGACGGUAGAUGAGCUACGAUUCGCCUUCCCAGAGCUGGACAUGGUAGACCUUGAGCGGCGGCCGAAGACCACGCACCUGAGGAAUGACUUCUCUGCCAUUGAAGGGGUUCUUCUUCUUGGGGAGCCAGUCCGCUGGGAGACAAGUCUACAGCUGAUUUUGGAUGUCCUCCUUAGCAAUGGAAAUCCUGGGACUGGCCUGGUGACAGUUCCAUAUCCCCACCUUCCUGUCCUGGCUAGCAACAUGGAUCUCCUGUGGAUGGCUGAAGCCAAGAUGCCCAGGUUUGGUCAUGGCACAUUUCUGCUGUGCUUGGAAACCAUCUACCAGAAAGUAACAGGCAAGGAGCUGAAAUACGAGGGCUUGAUGGGCAAACCCAGCAUCCUUACUUAUCAGUACGCAGAGGACAUAAUCAGGCAGCAGGCUGAGAGACGGGGCUGGUCUGCCCCCAUCAGGAAGCUCUAUGCUAUAGGUGAUAACCCUGUGUCUGACGUCUAUGGUGCCAACCUAUUCAACCAGUACCUGCAAAUGGCAAAGCAUGGAGAGAAGGGACAUGGGGCUGGUGGGUACCAGAAGCAGCGGCCUUCAACAACCCAGAGCUGUGCCUCCAUUCUGGUAUGCACUGGCAUACACAAUUGUCAGGACCCAGGCCCCGAAGGGCCGACUUCUGGAGGAGCAGAGCUUCCAUUCCACGGGCACCGAGACUUCCGCUUCAGUGCAGAGCUCCUAGAGGCAUCCCACGUUGUCCAUGAUGUGAAUGAAGCUGUGCAGCUGGUUUUCCAUCGGGAGGGCUGGGCAUGAGAGUAAGGAGUAAGGCAGAGGCAAGGGACUAUUGGGCCCUUCGCCUUAGGGAAUCCUGCGUGCCAGGCUGUGGGCCAGGUCACAGGCAUCAAGUCCCAGCCUGGCCCCUUGCCACUAGAAUGAAGAAGACUGAAGCUUUAGAUGCUAUAGAAUGACCUUUGGGCAGCAUUUCAGGAGGGGGGAUGGAUUUCUGACCCUUCCUGUGUCUGAAGUCUGACCUCAUGCCGUUUCCUUUACCUCUGUGCCUCAGUGUCCUCCUCUCAGUGAGGACUUUUCCCCCCAAGACAGGGUUUCACUAUUGCAGCUCUGGCUGUCCUAGAACUCGCUUUGUAGACCAGGCUGCCCUUGAACUCACAGACAUCUGCCUUCCUCUGCCUCCUGAGUGCUGGGAUCAAAAGUGUGUGCCACCACACCUGCCUCAGUGAGGACUUCUAACAACAGGGACAGUGUGAAAUUAUUUGGAAACUUCUGGAGAGCCUUUGUUCUCACCGAAGGAACCUCUGCAUGCCAGUGAGAUGUGUACUGAUAACACUCUUAGUAGUUUUCACUGUGUUUUAGAGUAUUGCCCACAGACUUUGUGGGUUUUUUUUUUUUUUUUUAAAUAAAAACUAUCCUAAUAUUUGUAA
This is a messenger RNA of Phodopus roborovskii (desert hamster), 1886 nucleotides long. It is a transcript of the gene Hdhd5, whose product is annotated as haloacid dehalogenase like hydrolase domain containing 5. The record is from RefSeq and is a predicted model, not a curated record. Gene Ontology annotation, cellular component: mitochondrion. The transcript is spliced from 8 exons. NCBI's taxonomy places the organism in Eukaryota, Metazoa, Chordata, Mammalia, Rodentia, Cricetidae. Gene Ontology annotation, biological process: glycerophospholipid biosynthetic process. The coding region runs from base 1 to 1260 and encodes 419 amino acids.